AACUAGGGAUAUGUUAUUGUCUUGUUUUCACAAUGCGGAAAAUUCCAAGCAAGUAUGUCUUUAUGAUAACUGUCUUAUGGGAAGUGGAUGCUGUGUACGCAAGGAAAGGUGUGAAGUGUGGGGGAGUUCUUUCUGCUCCAGAAGGUAACCUAUCCUCGCCCAAUUUCCCAGGACUAUAUCCUGCUCACACUGAGUGUUGCUGGCUUAUUGUUGUCUCUGAGGGAUCCACUAUUCAGCUACAGUUCCACCACUUUAACCUAGAAUACCAUGAGGAUUGUGAAUAUGACUAUGUCAAAGUAUAUAAUGGAGCCUCAAAGGAUGAAGGAAACCUCCUGGGAAAGUUCUGUGGAACCAGUUUACCGCCACAGCUCACAUCCUCCUGGCAUGUUCUGACUGUAAUUUUUCAUUCAGACAAGCAUGUGGGCAGCUCUGGAUUCUAUGCCACCUAUAGGAAAGAUAUAUGCGGAGGAAUCCUUACUGGCCUCUCUGGAGUUAUUACAAGCCCUGAUUAUCCUGACAAUUAUCCCAACAAUGCAGAAUGUAACUGGCUUAUACGGGCAGCACCGGGCUCUACGGUACGUCUGACCUUUACAGACUUCCAGAUGGAAAAUGAGGGGUGUAACUUCGAUUAUGUUGCAGUCUUUGAUGGCUCAGGGGCAGAGGAAAACCAGGUUCGUUAUUUCUGUGGUACGACAAAGCCCCCAGACAUUAAAUCAUCUUUCAGUGAGCUAUUGGUGGUCUUCAAAUCAGACUUCAACAUUGGAGGACGUGGCUUCAAGGCAUAUUAUUACUCAGGUGAAUGCCAGGAUACAUUCACAUCUGUGAAGGGAAACAUCACCAGUCCUCGUUACCCAGACACGUAUCCCAAUAAUAUCAACUGUCACUGGAACAUUCAUCUUCCUGCUGGCUUUAGAAUAAAGAUUUUCUUCCGAGAUCUUGAGUUAGAGGAGAGAAGCAGCUUAACGGAUGGAUGUGAUUAUGAUCACUUGUCAGUGUACGAUGGAGAAGGAGAGCACAGCCCAUUGCUGGGGAGGUGGUGUGGAAGAGAGAUCCCACCCUCAGUGAUGUCAAGCAAGAAUAAAUUGCUUCUGGUACUUUCCACCGACAGAGACACAGCCAGCAAAGGUUUUGUAGUAUCAUACAUUGGGGUUGUUCCAAUUAAUGUGAGCUGCACUCGCACAGACUUCCAUAUUCAGAUCCCAAGUCAAUCGCUUCCCCAGCUGGAAAGGAACCACAUCUAUCUUGGAACGCCAAGCUGUGCCUCUCAGAUUUCUGGCACAAAUUACAAGAUCUAUGCUCGCUUUGAUACAUGUAGGACAGAACCACAGAAAAGGAACAACACCUCUGUCAUCGUGAGUGUACUGUAUGUGGACUUCUCACGGGGAGCUCAAGAGGACAUUCAUGAAUAUGAGAUACAAUGUGAACCUAAAAAGAAGGAGGCCUCUGUUCACAUCCUAUCUGGGGCAGACCCUUCCGAAAUGAACGGGCUGGUACAGAAUGCAGCAGAGUCUCAACCAUCAGAGGCAGAAUCAGCAGAGAGCACAGAUAAAGGACAAGAUGGCAGUGACAUGGUGUUCAUUAGUAUUUGUAUCCUAGCUGGAGUUCUAAUGCUUAUAGCGGUUGUAGGGCUGGUGUUACUUUAGCACAGAUUACAUGAAUAAGAAGGUAUGCUUUUAUCAUAGAGGAAUAAAUAUGAACUCUUUAAAAAAAAAAAAAAAAAAAAAGUACUGAGAAAGCAGUUUUAUAGGGACCAGUCACAGGUCUGUGUAUGAAUGGUGACCAGUAUUAUGAUGUUUGUUAACUUUUUGUGUAUUUAUAUGAAUGGCAAAUAUCUAUAUAAAAUGUUACUCUGUAUAAACCAGUGUGAGCACAUUUAUAAAAUGUGUUGUUAAAUCAAGUGUAUCAAAUAUACACCAAAUAAGAGCCUGAAGAGAAACUGCAUAACAACUGGUACUAAGAGGCAGGCUGUACCUGAAGUCAUUUGUAAAAUUGUUAUACCAUGUUGGGGAACAGGGAUAUUUCCUUUCCUUACUGUUAGGAUAUGCCCAGUUAAGUGCAGCCAUAGCUGGUGGGCUGGGUCUGUCAUGUAUGGAAGGGGAAGACGUUCACCGACUGGGACAGGCAUGCAUUUUGGGAGAUAGGAAUGCCAUAUUUUCCUAGAGGUGUCAAGUGGUUUCUGCUAGUCUAUAAUGUAGUUUAAAACUCUUUGGACUACAUACAAUAGAGGAAAGUAGAUGGUAGAAACUUAAGGCAGGGAGAAGCCUCACUAGAAGAUAAAAAAAUUUGGACUAGACAUUGUGAGGCAUAGCACUAUAUAGUCUUAGUUCACUAUAGGAGUGAAUGUUGGGCUUAGUGUAGCUAACAGAGCAAUGAGAGGCUCCACCAUAGAAAACAGAAGGGUUAGUACCAAAGGUGUCCCCUGUCAGCAUAACAGAUCGGAGUAGAGCAAAUUCCCUCUGAGCUUCACACUGGCCUGUAUGCAUGAGUAGGAGUACUGCUGCAGAUUUUAACAGCUACUCUGUGACAUCUGAGAAGCUAUCUACUGUGUACAAUCUAAUGAGGAUUAAUGGUUACAUGACUUAGUUCCAAUAAAAGUGUUUAAUUGCUUUUUUUUAUUUUUUAAAAAGAACCCCUUAUGGCCAAAUUAUAGAGAACCAUGGAGUGUGUGUGAGACAAUCAAGGGGGCUUCACCCCAACAGUAAGGGCCCAUCUGAGAGAGAAAGCUGAAUGCAACAUGCACUCUGCUAGGUAACAAGGGUUUCAUUUUAGAUUGAUUACAAAUUCAAAUUGGUGCUUUGUUUUUCAUUUUGAGAAAAAAAACACAGUACACAUGUGAGCAUGUUUUCUGAGACCUUAACAGUUGGAAUUUGUUAAAGAAAAAAAAACAUAGCUUAUUAAAACAUUCCAGAUUUUCAGCAUCAUUAAAAAUACAACAAUGUGAUUUUCACUGACAUGCGGCUAUUCCUCAAAAUACGAACGUGAUUAUUCAGUUAAAGCUUUAAAAUAUAAAUAGCUCUCGAGGAAAAAUAACACAACGGUGUGAAAAAAAAA
Messenger RNA from Xenopus tropicalis (tropical clawed frog), 3051 nucleotides. RefSeq names its product CUB domain containing protein 2 (gene cdcp2). NCBI's taxonomy places the organism in Eukaryota, Metazoa, Chordata, Amphibia, Anura, Pipidae. The record is from RefSeq and is marked validated.